AUGGCCGAUACCGAAACCGCAGGCUUUGACUUCAAGCUUUAUCGCUACGAUCCUUCUCUACCAGCAGCAGUUGUCAGCACUGUUGUCUUUGCAGUCCUUUCGAUACUACAUACUUGGCGAUUGAUUCGAGUUCGAGCUUAUUACUUUACACCUUUCGUCGUUGGCGGCUUCUUCGAGACUGUCGGAUAUGCUGGAAGAAUAUGGAGUCACUUUGACAAGCUCUCUGUUGGCGGCUUCGUGCUACAAGCCAUUCCUAUCCUCGUCGCACCCGCCCUCUUCGCCGCGUCGAUUUACAUGAUUCUCGGUCGCCUGAUUCGAACCGUCGGAGCUGCUCAUCUAUCUCUUGUACCUGUAAAGUGGGUGACGCGCAUUUUUGUCACCGGCGACGUUAUCGCAUUCAGUCUGCAGGCCGGCGGCGGAGGUAUUCAGUCGGCUGGUACCUUGGACCUUUACAACCUGGGCGAGAAGAUCAUCAUCGCCGGUCUGUUCGUCCAAAUAGUCGUCUUUGGCUUUUUCGUCGUCACCUCAAUCCUCUUCCAUACCCGACUACUCAAAUCUCCGACACCCGAGUCACUACGAGGCGAUGUACCUUGGGCGAGAUACCUCUACGUCCUUUAUGCCACGAGUUUCCUUAUUCUUGUCCGAAGCAUCUUCAGGGUGGUGGAGUACCUUCAAGGAAACAAGGGAUACCUGAUCUCUCAUGAGGUCUUCUUAUAUGUCUUUGAUGCCAUUUUGAUGGCCCUGGUAAUGCUUAUUUUUAUGAUUUGGUAUGUCAAGCACUUGCAGAAGAAGAGCAAACCGGCAGAUAUCGAGGACAGGGAGUUGUCCUCUUAUGAGAGCCCCGAGGAGUACCGACACAGGAAGUAA
Molecule: messenger RNA, 867 nt
Organism: Fusarium mangiferae
Lineage: Eukaryota; Fungi; Ascomycota; Sordariomycetes; Hypocreales; Nectriaceae
Exons: 2
Coding region: 1-867 (288 amino acids)
Cellular component (GO): membrane
Source: RefSeq, a predicted model, not a curated record